This is a messenger RNA of Caenorhabditis remanei, 1092 nucleotides long. RefSeq lists its product as uncharacterized. Gene Ontology annotation, cellular component: membrane. Lineage: Eukaryota; Metazoa; Nematoda; Chromadorea; Rhabditida; Rhabditidae. The coding region runs from base 1 to 1092 and encodes 363 amino acids. The record is from RefSeq and is a predicted model, not a curated record. Gene Ontology annotation, molecular function: potassium ion leak channel activity. Gene Ontology annotation, biological process: stabilization of membrane potential; potassium ion transmembrane transport. The transcript is spliced from 8 exons.
AUGAAAUUUCAGCUAAAACUGAUCUACACUCGCCAAAAUGAGUUCGUCGACGAUUUGAUUCGGUUGGCGGCUGGAAAUGAGACGAAACGAUACGAAUGGGAGACGCUAGCCGAACGGCACAUGCACAACAUGUCAGAUCAGCUGUUCGUCGCGUUCGAGAAAUACUUUUUGACGAGUAAUGAGGUAAAAAAGAACGCCGCAACAGAGACAUGGACAUUUUCAUCGUCCAUCUUCUUCGCAGUUACCGUAGUGACUACCAUCGGAUACGGUAACCCUGUACCUGUCACCAACAUCGGACGGAUAUGGUGCAUACUGUUCUCGUUGCUCGGCAUACCUCUCACGCUGGUCACCAUCGCGGACUUGGGUAAAUUCCUAUCUGAACAUCUCGUAUGGCUGUACGGCAACUAUCUGAAACUCAAGUAUCUGAUAUUGUCUCGACAUAGGAAAGAACGAAGAGAGCACGUUUGUGAGCAUUGUCAUAGUCAUGGGAUGGGACACGAUAUGAAUAUUGAGGAGAAGAGAAUCCCUGCAUUCUUAGUACUGGCCAUCUUAAUUGUGUACACUGCAUUCGGUGGAGUACUAAUGUCAAAACUGGAGCCGUGGUCUUUCUUCACCUCAUUCUACUGGUCCUUCAUCACAAUGACUACUGUCGGGUUCGGCGACUUGAUGCCUCGUCGAGACGGUUACAUGUAUAUCAUAUUGCUUUAUAUCAUUCUAGGCCUUGCGAUCACAACGAUGUGUAUCGACUUGGUAGGUGUGCAGUACAUCCGAAAGAUUCACUACUUUGGAAGGAAGAUACAAGACGCGAGGUCUGCGUUGGCAGUGGUUGGAGGAAAGGUAGUUCUUGUCUCUGAACUCUACGCGAACCUAAUGCAAAAACGAGCUCGUAACAUGUCGAGAGAAGCGUUCAUCGUCGAGAAUCUCUACGUCUCCAAACACAUCAUUCCGUUCAUUCCGACUGAUAUUCGAUGCAUUCGAUAUAUUGAUCAAACCGCCGACGCCGCCACCAUCUCCACGUCAUCGUCGGCGAUGGAUAUGCAGAGUUGCCGAUUCUGUCAUUCGAGAUAUUCUCUUAAUCGAGCAUUCAAAUAG